Messenger RNA from Diaporthe amygdali, 786 nucleotides. Its product is annotated as short chain dehydrogenase reductase family. Gene Ontology annotation, molecular function: oxidoreductase activity. The record is from RefSeq and is a predicted model, not a curated record. The coding region runs from base 1 to 786 and encodes 261 amino acids. The transcript has a single exon. NCBI's taxonomy places the organism in Eukaryota, Fungi, Ascomycota, Sordariomycetes, Diaporthales, Diaporthaceae.
AUGGCUACACCCCGAUUCAAAUUCAUCAACAAGCUUAAAGGCCAUCGCGUCCUGAUCUUCGGCAGCACGUCCGGCAUCGGCUACGCCGUAGCUGAGGCGUGCAUCGAGCAUGGCUGCACUGUCAUUCUCGCCGGGUCGAACCCUCGCAAUCUUGCUGACACUAUCCUCCGCUUGAGGACCUCAUACCAAAAUCUUGACGCGUUCCGGAUCACUGCCCAUGCUUGUGACCUGUCCAACAAAGAUGCGCUCGAGUCAAAUAUUCAAAAGCUCUUGUCAGCUGUCACUCUCAGAGCAAUGUACAAGAUCAAUCAUGUCGUUUUCACGGCCGGCGAUGCCCGCUCUUUGAAUUCACUAUCGGAAGUGACCGUGGAGCAGUUUGAGAAGAAUCAGGUCGUCCGCACCAUCGCUCCGGUCAUCAUCGCGAAGCAUCUCGCCCCGUAUAUGGAGCAGAGCCCUGAUAGCAGCUAUGCCCUCACCGGAGACUUCCUUUUCUCGAAACCGCCACCCGGCUUCGGUCUUUACGCGGCGACUGGGAUUGAAGGGCUGGCGAGAGGCCUUGCUGUCGAUAUGGCACCUAUCAGGGUGAACCUGGUUGCGCCAGGAGUCAUCAAGACGGAGGCCCUGAAAAACGUACCAGAGCAAGCUCUUGAGGCUCUUGCCAAGGAAACAACGAUCCAGAGGCUGGGCCGACCAGAGGAUAUUGCUGAAGCGUAUUUAUAUUUGAUGAAAGAUGGAUUUGCGACUGGUAGCAUCAUCCAAUCAAAUGGUGGACGGCUACUGGUAUAG